AUGCCCCAUAUUCCCCAGUCAAGAGACUUUGUCGCUAGCCAUGGCAACUUGAUUUCAACAUUGGAAAACAUAUUCGUUGCUGCCUAUAUCGUCGAAUGCUUGAUAAAGGUGUACAUUUUCCGGUGGUCCUACUUUGUCGAAAGCUGGUGGGAUCGCAUCGAUUUCAUCCUCGUACUCAUUUCAGUCUUCGAUUUGGUGUAUCCAAUUUACAUGGAAAAAACCAGCGAUGGAAAAACUAAUACAAGCGGUGGUGGAGCAGCUGAUGCGGCUAAUGUAGCGCGAACAGCAAAAUUGCUCAGACUUCUUAGAUCUGUGAGAAUUCUUCGAGUUGUUCGAGCUCUCAAGUGGGUGAAAAAACUUGAAACAUACAUUACGACCAUCAUCAAAGCAAUGUGGAAUCUUAAACCCUUUCUCAAACUUAUGGGAGGAAUCCUCAUCAUUUUCGGAAUCAUCGGCUGUUCUCUUUUUGGAAGAAUUCUCCCAUCACAAUUUGGAAACAUGAUGCUCACGUUUUUCACCCUCUUUCAACUUUUAACUCUUGACGAUUGGUUUGAAAUUCUUCAGGAAGGUUCUGUAAACAGGUUCAAUCCGAGCUCUAAUGGCGAGACUAUCAACAAACCUCUUCUUGCUUACUUGAUUGCUUACAUCUUCGUUAUGUCGAUGGUAUUUUUGAACUUGAUCAUUGCUGUUCUCGUCGACGAAUUUCAAGUUUCAUUCGAACAGGCGAAAUACAAGGAAUCGGCAUCAGCAGAUGAACAGAAAAACUUCCUGACAGCGAUUGAUAAUAUGAACUUAUCUGACGAUGAAAGUGAUGAUGAAUUCUCAUCACAUGAUAUUCAAAAGAAAAACCACGCAGAAGAGUUUGAAGAAUUCGUUGAAGACAAGACGGAAACACAAAAAGACAUUCACGAGUGGUACUUCAAAGUUCUUCCAGCGAUCGAAAAGCACCUUUUUCUAUUUGAGGAUCACUUCGCCACAUACGAACGAGUUAUUGACGAGGCUAUCCAACAAUCUGAUGAUCUCUACGGAUUAAAUGCUUGA
Messenger RNA from Oikopleura dioica, 1041 nucleotides. The record is from the annotation of a GenBank genome assembly. NCBI's taxonomy places the organism in Eukaryota, Metazoa, Chordata, Appendicularia, Copelata, Oikopleuridae.